AAAGAUAGAGAGAGUCUAGAGAGAGAGAGAGAGAGAGAGAGAGAGAGGAAAAUGAGUGGCGGAGGGAGUGAAGAAGGCGCGUCGUUGGAGUACACGCCGACAUGGAUAGUCGCGGUCGUGUGCUCCGUCAUCGUCGCCAUCUCUCUGGCAGCGGAGCGGCUUCUGCACUACUUGGGGCAGGUUCUGAAGAGGAAGAACCAGAAGCCUCUCUACGAGGCUUUGCAGAAAGUCAAGGAGGAGCUGAUGCUUUUGGGUUUUAUUUCUCUUCUUCUCACUGUCUCCCAAAACGCCAUCUCCAAAUUCUGCGUUUCCAAGAGCUUGAUGGACAAUCUUCUCCCCUGUAAGCUCUCGGAAGCCGAGGAGGCGAAAGGUCACGGCGGAGAAUCUGCGAGUACUUCCCACCAUUUGGGCGUCGCCACCAUUACCGGCGUUUUCAGGAGACUUCUUGCCGAAGAAGCGUCCGGCGAGCAGAUCGGUUACUGCGCUCGCAAGAACAAAGUGCCGCUUUUAUCUGUUGAAGCAUUGCAUCAUCUACAUAUCUUUAUCUUUGUCCUAGCGAUCGUCCAUGUGACCUUUUGUGUUCUCACUGUUCUGUUUGGAGGGGCUCAGAUACGUCAAUGGAAGCACUGGGAGGAUUCCAUUGCUAAAGAGAACUAUGAUUCAGGACAAGUUCUUAAGUCAAGGAAGGUCACCAACGUCCAUCAGCAUGCUUUUAUCAGGGAUCAUUUUCUGGGUAUUGGUAGAAAUUCAGCCCUGCUGGGUUGGGUGCAUUCUUUUGUCAAGCAAUUUUACGCAUCUGUGACAAGAUCAGAUUAUGUGACACUGCGCCUUGGAUUCAUUACGACCCACUGCAGAGGAAAUCCCAAGUUUAAUUUUCACAAAUACAUGAUACGUGCCCUUGAAGAUGAUUUUAAGAAAGUUGUCGGUAUAAGCUGGUAUCUUUGGGUCUUUGUGGUCAUCUUCUUGUUGCUAAAUGUUAACGGCUGGCACACAUAUUUCUGGAUUGCAUUCAUUCCUUUCAUUCUUCUACUUGCUGUGGGCACUAAACUAGAGCACGUGAUUACCCAGUUGGCACAUGAAGUUGCUGAGAAACACAUAGCAAUAGAAGGAGAACUUGUAGUUCAACCAUCAGAUGAACACUUUUGGUUUGGUCAUCCCCAAAUUGUCCUCUUCUUGAUUCAUUUCAUCCUUUUCCAAAAUGCUUUUGAGAUUGCAUUCUUUUUCUGGAUAUGGGUUCAAUAUUCAUUUGACUCCUGCAUAAUGGGACAAGUCUGUUAUAUCAUCCCAAGGCUCAUAAUUGGGGUGUUCAUUCAGGUGCUCUGUAGUUACAGCACUCUACCCCUCUAUGCCAUUGUCACACAGAUGGGAAGUUCUUUCAAGAAAGCGAUAUUCGAGGAGCAUGUGCAAGUGGGGCUUGUUGGCUGGGCUCAGAAAGUGAAGAGAAAGAAGGGGCUGAAAGCGGCUGCAGAUGGUUCUGGCUCGGGUUCAGGUGCUGACCAACAAAGUUCUAAUGAUGGUUCUACAUCUGCAACCACAUCUGCUACUGGAAUUCAGUUGGGAAGGCUUGUGAACAAGGCAACAAAGCCGGAGCUAACCGUUGGCUCCAAGUGACCAGUUUCUUUUGGCCCCUGCUCAUAGCUAAAGCAAAGAUGGCAGACCUCUGGCCUCUCGUUUGUGUGGCUCUUCCGCAAACUCUUUGACUGUGUUUGUAUUUAUAUAGGUGGUAGAUACAUUACGUUGUAUGGACCUCUGAUAUAAAGUAUAUUACGAGUGAUGAGAAAGUGACAUGAGGCAAUAGGAUCCAAAGGGGCGUACAUUAUUACUGUUGUUUGUGCAUAGUAAUCCUGUUGCAACUUUAUGGGAAUAUCAUAUCUUUGUCUUCGGUUGUC
Messenger RNA from Morus notabilis, 1889 nucleotides. RefSeq names its product MLO-like protein 1. Gene Ontology annotation, cellular component: membrane. The coding region runs from base 52 to 1611 and encodes 519 amino acids. Gene Ontology annotation, biological process: defense response. The record is from RefSeq and is a predicted model, not a curated record. Lineage: Eukaryota; Viridiplantae; Streptophyta; Magnoliopsida; Rosales; Moraceae. The transcript has 12 exons.